Porites lobata is the source of this 4826-nucleotide messenger RNA. Lineage: Eukaryota; Metazoa; Cnidaria; Anthozoa; Scleractinia; Poritidae. The record is from the annotation of a GenBank genome assembly.
GUAGCAGGUGUAGUGGGUGUAGUGGGUGUAGUAGGUGUAGUAGCUGUAGUUGCUGUAGUAGGUGUAGUAGCUCUAGUAAGUGUAGUAGGUGUAGUAGGUGCAGUAGCUGUAGUAAGUGUAGUAGGUGUAGUAGGUGUAGUAGGUGCAGUAGCUGUAGUAGCUGUAGUAGCUGUAGUAGCUGUAGUAAGUGUAGUAGGUGCAGUAGGUGCAGUAGCUGUCGUAGCUGUAGUGGGUGUAGUAGCUGUAGUAGGUGUAGUGGCUGUAGUAGGUGUAGUAGCUGUAGUAGCUGUAGUGAGUGUAGUAGGUGUAGUAGGUGCAGUAGCUGUAGUUGCUGUAGUAGGUGUAGUAGCUGUAGUAGGUGUAGUAGCUGUAGUAAGUGUAGUAGGUGUAGUAGGUGUAGUAGGUGUAGUAGCUGUAGUAAGUGUAGUAGGUGUAGUAGGUGCAGUAGCUGUAGUAGCUGUAGUAGCUGUAGUAGCUGUAGUAAGUGUAGUAGGUGUAGUAGGUGCAGUAGCUGUCGUAGCUGUAGUGGGUGUAGUAGCUGUAGUAAGUGUAGUAGGUGUAGUAGGUGCAGUAGCUGUAGUAGCUGUAGUAGCUGUAGUAGCUGUAGUAAGUGUAGUAGGUGUAGUAGGUGCAGUAGCUGUCGUAGCUGUAGUGGGUGUAGUAGCUGUAGUAAGUGUAGUAGCUGUAGUAAGUGUAGUAGGUGUAGUAGGUGCAGUAGCUGUAGUAGCUGUAGUAGGUGUAGUAGCUGUAGUAAGUGUAGUAGGUGUAGUAGGUGUAGUAGGUGCAGUAGCUGUAGUAGCUGUAGUAGCAAUAGUAAUAGUAAUAAAUUGCUUUAUUUGCAUGACCGCAUCACUUUACAGUAUUGCAAAAGCAUGUAUAUGACAAUCAAAAUAAAAACAAAACAGCACUAAUAACAAUCUAGAAAAAUUCGGUUACAUUACUAACAAUGAAUCACGUAUUUUCAUGCAGGAGGAGACAAACUUCAUAACUAACUUAUUUACAUGAUGUUCCUUCGAAUUCAUUAUCAGUUUUAUGCUUUCCGGAGAUGAUUUCUUGUCAAAGUCAGGUAUUAUUCGAUUGAUUUGAUUAAUAAAUGCCUGUCUCUGUACUGAGUAUUUGUUACAUUGAAAGAGGAAAUGAAUCUCAUCUUCUACCUGAUUUGAGUUACAUAAAGGACAUAAUCUAUUUUCUCUUGGCAAAUGAUCGAUUUGGUAUCGACCAUGUUCAAUCAUAAGUUUGUGAUUACUUAUUUUAAAUUUAACAAAAUUCUGUCGUUCGUCAUAAUGUCUUAGCUGGUAGAGAUAAUCAGAUGUAGAAUAUUCAUCUUUAAAAGUUUUAUAAAAUUCUAGUUUUUUUGAAUUUUCGAGGCUGUGCCGCCAAAAAGAUAGAUAUUUCUCUCUCAUUUCUGUGGUAUAUCGUCUAAUUUUAUUAUUAUCUAGAGAUUCAGCAUCUAAACUGGUUAGAUUGUAUUGUUCAAGCAUGUUUAUGAAAUUGGAAAAAUAUCCGGAAUUAUUCAUAGAAUGUAGAUUCUUUGACAUAAGGAAAGACUGUUUGACUAUAGAGUCAUUAUCUUUGUUGUUGAGGUAAACAAAAUAUUUCAUAAUUUUCUGAUUUAUCGGGAUAAGCAGCGGCAGUCUAUCAAGUUCAGCUCUGCAGGCUAUGUUAGAGGCCUUAUUGUUAACCUCUAAGUAACGUUUACAGAAUUUGAGGUGGAUUUUUUCUAUUGGGGAGCUAUCCCUUUUUUUAAAAUCUUGCUUGGUGUACAUUCCCCAUACCUCGCUGUUGUAACUCAAGAUUGGGAAUACCAUGGUGUCAAAAAUUUGGGAUGCAGUAUUAGGAUUAAGUUUGUUAAGAAUUGUCCGCUUCCGAAUACUAGAAAACGCGUGAAGGGCCUUUUCUUUUAAGUGUUCGAGUGCAAGUGUAAAGUUUCCCGUUGGAGUUAAACGUGUACCUAAAUAAGUGUAUUCUUGGACAAUUUCAAUUGACUCACUGCCUAUGUUGAAUUUGAUGUCAAUAGAUUUUUUGGGCGUUUCUGGAAAUAUCAUAUUUUUGUUUUCUUAGGAUUAAUUUUUAGCUUCCAUUUGUCACAAUACAAAGAAAGCGCAUUUAAACAGUUCUGUAAUCCAGUUUUCGAUCUUGAUAGAAUAACUAAAUCAUCUGCGGACAAAAGUGAAUUUAUUUUUUUCCCAUUUGGGAGAACAAAUGGGUCAGAUAAGGUGUUUUCGAAUAAAAGUGGUAGAUUGUUUAAAUAGAGGUUAAAUAAAGAGGACUUAAAAUACAGCCUUGACGUACACCUCUGGAAUAUGAAAAAGGCUGUGUUUUGUUUUCACCGAUUUUGAUGGAACAUGUCGAGUUGCAAUAAAGACUUUUCAUGAGGUUGUACAAGUUUCCUCCUAUAUUCGUUUUAGCAGCUUAUAAAACAAUCCUUCGUGCCAAACAGAGUCAAACGCUUUGCGGAAAUCUACGAAACAAGCGUAGACUUUUUUCCUUGUGAUAAUGCACAUAUUUAUCUAUUAGGGUCCUUAGAGUGAAAACAUGGUCUGCAGUGCGAUUUUCAGGCAAAAAGACAAUUUUGGAAUUAUGUAAUGUCUUAUUUUCCUCAAAGUACAAGUGAAGUCUUCGAUUUAAGAUAGAGCAGAACAGUUUUCCAAGGCAAAUAGAAUCACAUAUGCCUCUGUAAUUUGUUGGGUCACUCUUGUCACCAGACUCGUAAAUUGGGGCUAUAAGACCUUGACACCAAACAUCUGACAUUUUUCCGGAUUGUAAAAUGAGGUUAAAAAAGUUUGACAUAGACAGGCAUUAGUGGUUCGAGGCUUGCUUUGAUCAUUUCAUUUCGUAUUUUGUCAACAAAUGGUGAUUUCUUAUUUUUCAAUUUCUUCGCCGCUUGACGUAUUUCCCUCUCAGUUAUCUCAUAAUCGAGAUGGUUAAACCGUUCCUUUUCGUGUUCUAAAGAAUUUAGUUCCCUAUGGAUUUCAUAUUCAUGCGUGGAAUUCGUCGGGUCGAUAGAAUGCAGAGAUUUGAAAUGGUGAAGCCAUGAUUCUUCCGAGAUUGGGGCAGGAACAUUUUCGUUGAAAGUGUCGCUCAUCGUAGCUGUAGUAGCUGUAGUAAGUGUAGUAGGUGUAGUAGGUGCAGUAGCUGUCGUAGCUGUAGUGGGUGUAGUAGCUGUAGUAAGUGUAGUAGGUGUAGUAGGUGCAGUAGCUGUAGUAGCUGUAGUAGCUGUAGUAGCUGUAGUAAGUGUAGUAGGUGUAGUAGGUGCAGUAGCUGACGUAGCUGUAGUGGGUGUAGUAGCUGUAGUAAGUGUAGUAGCUGUAGUAAGUGUAGUAGGUGCAGUAGGUGCAGUAGCUGUCGUAGCUGUAGUGGGUGUAGUAGCUGUAGUAGGUGUAGUGGCUGUAGUAGGUGUAGUAGCUGUAGUAGCUGUAGUGAGUGUAGUAGGUGUAGUAGGUGCAGUAGCUGCAGUUGCUGUAGUAGGUGUAGUAGCUGUAGUAGGUGCAGUAGCUGUAGUAGGUGCAGUAGGUGCAGUAGCUGUCGUAGCUGUAGUGGGUGUAGUAGCUGUAGUAGGUGUAGUGGCUGUAGUAGGUGUAGUAGCUGUAGUUGCUGUAGUAGGUGUAGUAGCUGUAGUAGCUGUAGUAAAUGUAGUAGGUGUAGUAGGUGCAGUAGCUGUAGUUGCUGUAGUAGGUGUAGUAGCAGUAGUAGCUGUAGUAGCUGUAGUAAGUGUAGUAGGUGUAGUAGGUGCAGUAGCUGUAGUAGCUGUAGUGGGUGUAGUAGCUGUAGUAGGUGUAGUGGCUGUAGUAGGUGUAGUAGCUGUAGUUGCUGUAGUAGGUGUAGUAGCUGUAGUUGCUGUAGUAGCUGUAGUAAGUGUAGUAGGUGUAGUAGGUGUAGUAGGUGCAGUAGCUGUCGUAGCUGUAGUAGGUGUAGUAGGUGUAGUGGGUGUAGUGGGUGUAGUAGGUGUAGUGGGUGUAGUGGGUGUAGUAGGUGUAGUAGCUGUAGUUGCUGUAGUGGGUGUAGUAGCUGUAGUAAGUGUAGUAGGUGUAGUAGGUGCAGUAGCUGUAGUAGCUGUAGUAAGUGUAGUAGGUGCAGUAGGUGCAGUAGCUGUCGUAGCUGUAGUAGGUGCAGUAGGUGCAGUAGCUGUCGUAGCUGUAGUAGGUGUAGUGGCUGUAGUAGGUGUAGUAGCUGUAGUUGCUGUAGUAGGUGUAGUAGCUGUAGUAAGUGUAGUAGGUGUAGUAGGUGUAGUAGGUGCAGUAGCUGUAGUAAGUGUAGUAGGUGUAGUAGGUGUAGUAGGUGCAGUAGCUGUAGUAAGUGUAGUAGGUGUAGUAGGUGCAGUAGCUGUAGUAGCUGUAGUCACUGUGGUAAGGUGUAGUAGGUGCACGUGCAGCAGCUGUAGUAGCUGUAGUGGGUGUAGUAGGUGUAGUGGCUGUAGUAGGUGUAGUAGCUGUAGUAGCUGUAGUUGCUGUAGUAGGUGUAGUAGCUGUAGUUGCUGUAGUAGCUGUAGGAAGUGUAGUAGGUGUAGUAGGUGUAGUAGGUGUAGUGGGUGUAGUGGGUGUAGUAGGUGUAGUGGGUGUAGUAGGUGUAAUAGGUUUAGUAGCUGUAGCAGCUGUAGUAGCUGUAGUAGGUGUAGUAGCUGUAGCUGCUGUAGUAGGUGUAGUAGCUGUAGUAGCUGUAGUAGGUGUAGUAGCUGUAGUAGGUGUAGUGGGUGUAGUAGGUGUAGUAGCUGUAUAGUAGUAGCUGUAGUAAGUGUAGUAGCUGCAGUAGGUGUAGUAACCGUAGUAGCUGCAGUAGGUGUAGUAACCGUUGUAUGUGUAGUAAGUGUAGUAGCUGUAGUAGUUGUA